ACGUUGACGGUGGCUGACCAAUCAGCGUUGAGGAUCAGGGAGGGGCUGGUUUGUUGACAGGAAGUGUUUGAGAACUGAAAGCAGGAGGAAAACUGUUACUUUUGCGCUUCGGUAAGUCGCAACGUCGAAGUAAAUUAUGACUUUUAAGGCCGACAGAAGGCAAAGAUGCAAUGGAGGUCAAUAGUCGUGGGUCUUCUUGUUUUGAGAGUGCUGCUGAAUUGCGCGGUGUGGCUAGUGUUUGGACUGGGACCCAGCUGGGGCUUUGACUUCCCCAUUAAAUUCACGUUCAACUUGCAUAAAAUUGAACUUCUCAAUGAUGGCGAGAGAGCUACCGUCAAAACUAACGCCUGGCCACAGCAUAUGUACGACCACAGAAACCCUCAAGCAAAGACCUGCUCCAAGAUUAAUGGGAAUUCACCAAAGAAAUCCUACCUCAGCUUCUUUCAGGAGGGCAGAGAUGAAUAUGACCGAAAGUACAGCUCCUUCCCUGACGCGCUGAAAGUGAAGAUGAGGGGAAUGGCGCGAGACAUGUUUUAUUUCGGAUAUGAUAACUACAUGAAGUUUGCCUUUCCAGAGGAUGAACUGAACCCUAUAGCUUGUGAAGGUCGAGGGCCUGACGUGCUCAAUCCGUCAAAUAUCAACAUCAAUGAUGUCCUUGGAAACUACUCUUUAACACUCAUCGAUGCUCUUGAUACGCUGUUGGUGCUUGGAAAUGUGACAGAGUUCCAUCGAGCUGUUAAGCUGGUGAUUGAGACAGUCUCUUUUGAUAAGGACUCCACUGUUCAAGUCUUUGAGGCCAACAUUAGAAUCCUUGGCAGUUUGAUCUCGGCCCAUAUUCUGCUGACUGACCCACGACAUCCAUUUGGGGACAUAGGGCUGAAGGACUAUGACAAUGAGCUGCUGCACCUGGCACAUGACCUAGCUGUUCGACUGCUACCUGCCUUUGAGAACACUAGCACAGGCAUCCCCUAUCCCAGGGUGAAUUUAAAGAAAGGUGUCCCUCCUGACAGCAUUAAUGAGACGUGUACGGCAGGGGCGGGCUCUCUGCUUGUGGAGUUUGGCAUUCUUAGCCGUCUGAUUGGCGACUCUACAUUUGAGUGGGUCGCCCGGCGGGCUGUUAAAGCUCUGUGGAACUUAAGAAGCAAUGAAACUGGGCUGUUGGGGAAUGUGGUGAACAUUCAGACUGGUCAGUGGGUGGGGAAGCAGAGCGGUCUUGGUGCUGGCAUGGACUCAUUCUAUGAGUACCUCCUCAAGUCUUACAUCUUAUUUGGAGAGAAAGAAGAUUACAGGAUGUUCUCUGCAGCUUACGAGAGCAUUCAGAGUCACCUGAGAAGAGGAAGAGAGGCUUGUAAUGAAGGAGAGGGCGACCCACCUCUCUAUGUGAAUGUGAACAUGUUUAAUGGACAGAUCAUGAACACAUGGAUUGACUCUCUGCAGGCAUUCUUCCCUGGGCUACAGGUUUUGAAUGGAGAUAUUGAAAACGCCAUUUGCCUUCAUGCCUUCUACUAUGCAAUCUGGAAGCGUUUCGGGGCUCUUCCUGAGAGAUACAACUGGCAGCUUCAGGCCCCAGAUGUCCUCUUCUACCCUUUAAGACCUGAACUAGUGGAAUCCACAUACCUGCUCUAUCAGGCAACCAAGAAUCCUUUUUAUCUUCAUGUUGGGAUGGACAUUCUUGAAAGCCUCGAAAAAAAUACUAAAGUCAGGUGUGGUUAUGCCACUCUCCAUCAUGUGGUGGAUAAGUCCAAAGAAGAUCGCAUGGAGAGUUUCUUCCUCAGCGAAACCUGCAAAUACCUUUUUUUGCUCUUUGAUGAAGACAACCCGCUGCACAAGUCUGAGAAUAAGUACAUCUUCACUACAGAAGGCCAUGUAGUGCCGAUAGAUCAACGCUUCAGAGAGAAAAGUUGGGAAGAGCAAUUCCCAUGUGAAGAGCCCAACAAAGAGCCCCCAGCCAACAUAAGCAACUGUGAAAGGAUUCCUGAAGAGAGACGUUAUGGCCUUCCUCUAAAGAGCAUAUACAUGAGGCAAAUAGACCACAUGGUGGGGCUGUCCUGACAUCAGUACUGCCCCCUGGAGGUCUCAACACUUACAAACCCCCUGGAGGGGUUCAAAAACUCUCCGAUCAGAGAACUUUACAGUCUCUUUUUGCACAUGGAGUGGCAAGGUAUUUGGUCAACAAAUCAACCAGUAUGUUUUGUUGUGGUGUUGAAUUAUUAUGAUUUUUUUUUUUUUUUUUUUGUGUACACGGAAGUGUCAUUCUUAAGCUGGACUGGGUUCGGUUACAUUCAGAUCCAGCCAGCAGAGUCCACAGCAUAAAAAAAGUACAUUCAGGGAAGUUUGACUCUUCAGAAUCGUAAAAUACAUUGCAAAACUGUUUUUUAUUCAUGGGGAAAGAUCGGCUUCUGCGUUGUGCAUCGAGUGUUUACACUCAGUGUGUUACACGUUUUCUUCAGUGCCAUGUUUAAUGAAACUUGACCUAGUAUUAUAAAGGGCUCUAAUGGUUUGAGAGAUGGUAUGAAUGUUUCAGAUUUUCUUCUCAAGGAACAAGCUCUCAAAUAAGCUUUAUACUAGAAAAACAGUUGUUCAUCCAGUAUACGCCUUUCAGGAACAUGCACAACAGAUGGGCUUCAUUUAUUACAAAUCAAACUGCAUUCUAAUGACUUUUUUCACUUUGCAAUAUGACACAUUCUUCAUAUAUUCAUUGUUCAUUUUGCACCUUGGUUUAGCAAGGUGUAGAACACUGUGGCCUAUUUUUUUUUUAGUGCAUUGCAUGAUUUCAUAUUUCCAGCUGUACCCAUUCUGUUGUUGCUGUCAGUGUAUUGUGAUCAAAUUAGAAAGGUCACGUAGCAUACAUGUUUGGUAAGUUUAAAAUCUCCACUCAUUCAUGUACUUUGACAGAGCAAACCUCAUAUAAUUUGGUACAUUUCGCACAGCAGAUCGAGGAAGUGCCCUAGAUUCUCUCUCAAUUAGGUCUGGACAACUAGUGAUUACUCUCCACUCCUCUAUUUUGUGUGUAAACAAACAAGCAAACAAUGUAACAAAAAUCUUGGACCAAAUAUUACAUUAUUUAACAAAAAAAAAAAAAAAAUGUGCCUUUAACAAAUUUCAUUUUCAUUUUUCUUCAGUCCUCAGGAUCAGUAGUUUGCCAUAAUGCAGUCACUCAGAGGUGAUAUGCAUGUAAUGUGUCAGUAACAUUAACUUUUUCUCUUUUAAUGCUUAAAUGUUGGUGCAUAUGUUUUCUGAACAAAAGUCGAAAAUAAGGGAUUCUGAGUGUGAUCAGCAUUCUUAUGAGAGAAUUCAUUUCGUUUGUAUUACAAAUUAUAAUUUCCUUGGGGAACAUAUGGAGGAUACUCUCAGUAAUUAGGGGUUGAUAUUUAUUCAGAUUUGAUUUUAUCAAAUACAAGUAUUCUAAUUAAAGUUGAUUAGAUUAAUGUUGAUCUGCUUGUUGAUUUUAUUGUAAUUUAACCUUUAGUCCAAAGAGACGAAGGUGGAUGUCUACACUGUGCAUUUUAUCAAAUCAAAAUUAAAAACAUGACUUGACGAAACUGUU
This is a messenger RNA of Ctenopharyngodon idella (grass carp), 3547 nucleotides long. RefSeq names its product ER degradation enhancer, mannosidase alpha-like 1 (gene edem1). Gene Ontology annotation, molecular function: calcium ion binding; mannosyl-oligosaccharide 1,2-alpha-mannosidase activity. The transcript has 12 exons. NCBI's taxonomy places the organism in Eukaryota, Metazoa, Chordata, Actinopteri, Cypriniformes, Xenocyprididae. The coding region runs from base 166 to 2052 and encodes 628 amino acids. Gene Ontology annotation, cellular component: endoplasmic reticulum; membrane. Gene Ontology annotation, biological process: endoplasmic reticulum mannose trimming; mannose trimming involved in glycoprotein ERAD pathway; carbohydrate metabolic process. The record is from RefSeq and is a predicted model, not a curated record.